UGCUUGCGACUGUGGUUCCCUUUAUCAUGCAAAAAAUCAAAUCGUCACAAUUUGGAAUUAAAGUAUGGGAAUGAAUUUGUAAAUAAAAUAUAUAAUGAUGGUGAUCAAUUUUGUGUUUCCUGUUUAAAAAAUAUUUAUAAAGGACAUUACCCUCUAUAUUGGUCUGGAAAUUACAAUGUGGUUUAUCCUGUUCCAGAAGAAUUAAAAGAUUUAACAACCUUAGAAGAAAGAAUGGUCUCAGCCAGAAUACCAUUUAUGCAAAUUAGGGAAGUUGGCUAUGCAAGACAGUGCUAUAUAACUGGUCAAAUUGUUAAUGUACCAGUUAAUGUAGAUACCACUACUAGAAUCCUUCCAAGAAAUUUAGAUGACACACAGACAAUUCAAGUUCAGCUAAAGAAAAAACUUAAUUUCAAAAAUGCUUAUUUGCUUGAAACCAUUAGACCUGCAGUUGUAAUUAAAGCAGCUAAAUAUUUAUGUCAACAACCCCUGUAUGUCCAAGAAGGUAUUCAAGUGUCUGACAAUUGGCAGAAAGACAUAGAAAACUACAUUAGCUCACAACAAAAUCAUAAUGACGAUGAUGAUAUAUUAAUAGAUGCAUUAAUUAGGCAGAUUGAUCUUGAAUCAUUCAAGUGUAGUACAACAAAACAUAUAAAUAAUAUUGCGGUGGAUAAACUAAAUAAUUGUGAAACAAUGGAAGUCGAAAAAUCAAAUAUUGCUGUAAGGUGUAGUAAAAAAGAGGCCAAUAUCUAUCAGUUGGAUGAAUUUCUAGAAGAUGAGGAUGAAGAACCAUUGAAUCCUGGUGGCCAAGAAACUUUAUUAGACAAGAAUAAUCUAGAAAACAUCUGUUUCGCCCCUGGGGAAGGAAAAACUCCAAUCCAUUUAAUGCAGGACAAGUACAGUGAUGAACUCUCCUUUCCAAGUCUAUAUUGUGGAAAAAUGAAACAAUUCUUUAUUAAAUACAGCUACUCAGAUGAAAUUAAAAUACAACUUCAACACAAAGACAGGAGAUUUGCAAGGACAGAUUAUCUUCUAUACACAUUUAAAAAGAGCCAAAUAAUUUUAUUAACAAAAGCUGUGUAUACAUGCCUUAGGAAGAAGAAAAAUGAAAGUGGAAAAUAUACAGCUGGACAAGUCAUACAACCCGAUUUCAUCGAGCAACUUGUAAAAAAUGAUGAUGGCUAUCAUUUUCUUAAUAAAAUAAAAGGUUCUCCGGCAUACUGGAAACAAGAGAAAACAAAACUAAUGUGUAUGAUUCGACAGUUUGGAAUUCCAACAUUAUUCAUAACCAUUUCUGCAGCUGAAACAGCAUGGCCUGAAUUAAUUGUAAUAUUAGCCAAGGUUGUUGAUGGUAAAGAAAUUUCACUUGAAGAAGCUAAUACCCUCUCUUAUUUGGAUAAGACCCGUUUAAUCAGGACCGACCCUAUAACGUGUGCUCGAUAUUUUGACCAUAGAUUUAAGUUGCUAUUUAAACACAUGAAGAGUGAUAGUGGACCAUUUAAACAACACCCAAUAGUGCAUUUUUACUAUCGAGUAGAAUUUCAACAUCGUGGCUCACCCCAUAUCCAUGGAUUACUAUGGUUAGCAGAUGCCCCCAAAUUUGAUGAAACCGCUGAAAGUUUCAAAGAAUGCUGCAAGUUUGCCGACAAGUUCAUCACUUGCCAGGGAGAUCUAGAGAGUGUCAAUGAAAUAAUCCAAUUCAACACUCAUCAUCAUUCAAAGUCUUGCAAGAAAGAUAUAAAGGGAUAUGAGGUCUGCAGAUAUGGUAUCCCCUAUCUUCCUAUGGAUGAAACCACCAUAUUGAUGCCUAUUAAACUGGACAAGAAAAUAGAUACCAAUAAGGAGCUAAGAAAAACCAUGUCCGAAAAAUUGUUGUUAAUAAAAACAAAAUUACAAAAUAAACCUGAUUUGUCCUUCGAAGGAUUUUUAGCAGAUCUCUGUAUGUCAAAAGAAGAAUAUCUAACAAUAAUUCAACACAACAUAUUUAAGACAACAAUGUUCCUAAAGAGAAGACCUAAAGAUUGUUUCAUCAACAACUUCAAUGAAGAAAUAUUUACUAUGAUGAGAAGUAAUAUGGAUAUCCAGCUAGUCUAUGAACCUUACGGUUGUUGUAGCUAUAUAGUCAACUAUAUAAAUAAAUCCCAAAGAGGUGUGUCAGAUUUACUCAUGAGAACAAUGGAAGCGGUUAAAAAAGGCAACCUCGACAUCAAAGGUAAAUUAAAGGCAAUGGCGUCAGUUUUUUUAAAUGCUAGUGAAGUGAGUGCUCAAGAAGCGGCCUAUUGUGUGCUUCAGAUUCCCCUGCAUGAAACGUCCAGUGGAUAUAUUUACAUUCCUACUAACCCAAUAAAGGAAAGAACAAAGCUAUUAAAAUCCUUAGCAGAACUAAAAGAAAUGUCUGCUGAGGACACCAAUAUCUAUUGUGAUGGCUUGAUUGAACAUUAUGAACAGAGACCAGACAAACUUGAAAAUAUUUGCUUGGCAGAAUUGGCCGCCUAUUAUCAAUUCUCCAAGAAGGAAGAACAAUCAAAAAAAGCAACCAUAUUUCCAUUGAAAGAUGGAAGCGGAAUCUUAAAUAAAAGAAGUCAUCCUAAAAUCAUAUCCUAUCGACGUUAUGGACUACAACAAGACCCUAUAAACUAUUACAGAGAACAGAUCAUGUUAUAUGUUCCAUGGAGAAAUGAAGUAGAUGAAGUUGAACAUGUUGAUCAGCAAAUGAAAUAUGUUGACCGAUAUGCUGAAAUAGUCGAAAAUAGACGGAAAUUUAAUGUUUUAGAUGAGAAAAUAUUAGAUGAGGCAUUGCAAUGUGCCCAAGAUAGAACAGAUAACCUCAUUAAUAAUGGCUUUGAGGGCAAUAUCGACAAUGAGUACAUGGCAUAUGCCAUAGAUAAUCCUGAUUAUAAUCCAUUUGAUGGCAUUGAUGGAAACCAAAAUGAAGCACCUGUUAAACAUAUGGCCUUUCCUACUCCUCAUCAAAUUCCAGACUCAGAGUAUGUGGAACUUAUAAGCAAAUUAAACCAGAAACAAUAUGAGUUCCUAAAUAUUGUACAAGACCAGUUACUUGAAAAACAAUCAUUUUAUUGCGUACUUAGUGGACCAGCUGGUACAGGAAAAAGUCACCUAAUAACAGCCAUAACUCAAACAUUAUUAAGACAUUACAAUUCAAUUCCUGGAAAUAAACCUGAAAGUAUCAAAGUUUUACUUGCUGCACCAACAGGCAAAGCAGCAUUUAACAUUGGCGGAAUAACUCUACAUUCUGCUCUGUCCUUACCAGUUAAUCAAUACGAUGAUGACUUGAUUCCCUUAAGCCAUGAAACAGUCAACACAAUCUAUUCUGCCUUAUGUGAACUUAAACUAAUCAUAAUUGACGAGUAUUCCAUGGUUGGUGCCAAAAUGUUUGGACAUGUAAACAGCAGAUUGCAGCAAAUCUUCAAAUCUGAUGAAGCAUUUGGAAACAUUCCCAUUGUCAUGUGUGGCGACAGUCGUCAACUACCACCAGUAGGAGAUUCCUUUUUAUUUUUGCCAUCAAAGAGGAAUGCCUACAAGGAAAUCUGUGGCACUUAUUUAUGGGACCUUUUUAAGUACUUUGAAUUAACCGAGAUUAUGAGACAAAGUAACGAUAAAUCAUUUGCCAUCGCCUUAAAUAAUAUGGCAUGUGGUGCGAUGACUGACGACGAUGUGAAGUUAAUUAAGUCGAGAGAGGUUCCUACUGACUUCCAAAUCCCAGAAGACACCAUCCAUUUAUUCAGCUACAAUAGUGAUGUGGAUGCAUACAAUAACGAAAAAUUGUCUACGUAUAACACAGAGCGGUCGGUGAGUGAAGCCAAAGAUGUAGUUAAAGGUAGUUGCUCUGAAAAACUAAAAACAUUAUUUUUGGAAUAUGCGAAAGGUUUAAAAAAAUCUGAGAGUUUUGGCUUAAUGUUGACUGUAACUCUACAAUUAAAUGCAAAAUAUAUGAUCUCUCUCAACAUAGAUACCAAGGACGGUUUAGUCAAUGGUGCAACAGGUGCCCUUCGAAAAAUUGAAUAUGAUCACAAUCAGAUUCCAAAUAGAGUAUGGAUAGAAUUUUUCGAUACAAAGACUGGUAUAGAUUGUCGAAACAAACAUAAAGCCCACAUGGAAGCCCACAACAUACCGACCACUUGGACACCAAUACUAAAAACUGCAAGAGCGAUCAAAAUCCAAAAAGGGAGUAACGUCCACGUCGAAAGGCUACAGUUUCCACUUCUCAUCAGUGAGGGAAUCACCAUCCAUAAGAGUCAAGGUGCUACCUAUGAACAAGUGGUUGUUCACAUAAGAAAGCAAAUGUCCAGAAGCAGUGUGUAUGUUGCCUGCAGCCGAGUUACCAAACUAAGUGGAUUGUACAUCAUUGGACAAUUCAAGGCUCCAAGACCACCAACCGACAAAGAUGUUGCUUUCAAGGAACUCAAAAAUUUGCAGACUAAUAAGCUCCUAAUAUCCAGGUAUGAGAACCAAUUUGUCAAAGAUGUUCAUGUUAAAAACGUCAUUGCUUAUCAAAAUGUACAAAGCUUAUCAAAAAAUCUCAAAUUUAUAAAAAACAAUCCGAUCUUUAAAGAUGCACAUUUGUUAUUUUUUGUUGAGACUUGGUUACACAAAAACAAUACUACUAAUAUAGAAAUAAAUGGUUUUGAAUGUUUUGCAAAUUUAUUCAGUAAUGAAAAUGUAAGCAAACCUUUUGGCAUAAUUUGUUAUAAGAAAAAAGAUUUAACUGCAAAAAUAAGUUCAAUAAAUAAGUACACUAAAAAUUUCUCUGGAAUAGUUUUUCAAGCUGUAACAUUUCUUUUAAAUGAUAUUUUUGUUAUGGUAGUAUACAAUCCUCCAAAAUUAACGAUUUUACAAGCCCAACGUUGUUUAAGUGACAUUAUUUUUGGUCAGCAAGGACGGAUAUUAAUUAUUGGUGAUUUUAAUCAAGACAUAAUAAAUGAGACACAAAAUGGCCUUAAAAUGACUUUGAAUUUCAAAGGUUUAACAUCUAAACUUAGUGUAGAUGAAUCUACUACAAAAUCUAAUACUCAAAUUGAUUGGCUUUUCAGUAACUUUAAAAAUUUACAACAUUUUAUAUAUAAUACCGUUUAUAGUCAUCAUAAAGCCAUAGUGGUUAGUAUUUAUGAUAAAGAUUUUAUUCCAACAUUACCAAAAACUGUUAAUGAGUCUAAAAAAGUAUCUCAAAAAUUACACUUUAAUGUUAAGAAUACUAAUAAUAAUAAUCAAUAUUUAGCAACCCAAGCAUCCUUACAGGAAGAUGAAGAAAGUAUUAAUAAUGAUGAUGACAUUAUUUUAAGUUCUGAUGAUGAGAGUAUCCCUCAUGUUUAUAGCACACCACCUUCAUUGAUGAAUAGAGAUAAUGUUUCGUGUUAUGCUAAUAGUGUUUUACAGUCACUUUUAUGUUUACCAGAAAUUCGUGAUUCAAUUUCAAAGCGAAACACCAACAUUAACUCUAGGAUUCAUGACAUUAUGCUAAAGAGAACAAAUUCUGCAAUGGCAGUGAGACAAUUACUAGGAGGCAUAUUCCUACGGCAAGAGCAACAAGACGCUGAAGAAUUCUGUAGAAAAUUAUUGAGAAAAUUGGACGUAGACGAUGUUCAAAUCCACAUUAAUGCUCGAGCCCAUCUGGAUGUAAAACAUUGUGAAAACUGCAACAUUAAUGAAUAUGGAAUCAACGAUAUGGUCAGUAUAUAUAUAGCAUAUUUUCCGGAAAACUGUGGAAAUAAUAUAAAUUUUGAAUUGAUGUUUAUUCCUAGACAAAGUGAAUUAAUAUGUCAAAAUUGUAGUAAUAACUUAACAACAUUUUCUAAACUUACCUUUGUUUCUAAAUAUUUAGUUUUACAACUUCAAAGGUCUCAAAUUAGAAAUGGUCGUUCAGUUAAAAUAAAUACCACCUUCUCAAAUUUUAAUAAUCAAAAUGUAGUUUUAGAUAAUUUCAGAUUUAAGGUGAAGUGUGUUAUCAAGCAUCAUGGUCAAGAGAUUACUUCUGGCCAUUAUACAUCUGUGGUCAACAUUAAUAAUCAAUGGUGGAACUGUGAUGAUAAUAAUAUAGGCACCAUUUUAAUCGCGGCCAACCAGGUGAUAGUAACCAGAUUUCAAUUUAAAGGAAACACGUUCAAAGGGCUUGACAAUGACAAGUCCAUACACCAAACUUUGACCAGAAGACUACAGAUUGAGGGAAAAAUUACAUCUUCCUGGAGUUUUGGAUUGCUCGAGAUUUAAUUAUUGGUCAUUAAAAUGCAAGACACAGAAAUGACAUCCCUUACUGAGGAAUAGAUACGUUCAAAGAUUUCAGCAAAGCAGAUAUUUCUUUUUUGUUGCACAAUAUUUGGAUAUUAAUGUCGCUGCAAAUGGGCCAAACCUCAACAACGGGAAAUGAUUGAAGAGAAGUUACUUCUAUAUUCGCGUUACAAGAGAGAAGGAAUUAUAAUUGUAUUGGGACAGUUAAAAUGUGGAUUUUACGUAGGGACAAAUUCAAUUAUUUUAAUUAUAGAAAGGCUUUCUUUAUAUCCGACAAUAAAUGUUCCUUAACAAACAAAUAUUUUUAUCGGAUACUAAAAAAUCGGUGAAAAUAGGAUUUCUUUAAUUUUUAUAGUUUUUCUCUUGGCAACUUAUGCAAAUGAUACAUUUAAUAAAAAAAAUCACAUUUAUAAAUGAUUUGAACGAUACCUUCAUUUAGGGAUUACUUAAAAGUGUUCCAUGUUUUCUCUUCAGAUAAUGCAUACAAAAAAAAAUUAGUAAAAAUAAAUAACUUAU
Molecule: messenger RNA, 6756 nt
Organism: Anthonomus grandis grandis
Lineage: Eukaryota; Metazoa; Arthropoda; Insecta; Coleoptera; Curculionidae
Exons: 5
Coding region: 232-6222 (1996 amino acids)
Biological process (GO): DNA repair; protein deubiquitination; telomere maintenance
Molecular function (GO): cysteine-type deubiquitinase activity; DNA helicase activity
Source: RefSeq, a predicted model, not a curated record